GGGCCGGCUGGGAAGCCGGACCCGGGAGCCUGCGCGGAAGCCCUGCGGAGGGCUGGUGGCGCGGGCGCGGCUUCCGGGCCAUGGCGGAGAGGCCGGGCCAAGAUGCCGACUCGGCUCCUAAGCCGACCGUGUUGUUCCUGCACCCAGACCUGGGCGUGGGCGGCGCCGAGCGCCUGGUGCUCGACGCCGCGCUGGCGCUGCAGGCGCGCGGGUGUCGCGUGAAGAUCUGGACGGCGCACUACGACCCGGGCCACUGCUUCGCGGAGAGCCGCGAGCUGCCGGUGCGCUGCGCCGGGGACUGGCUGCCUCGCAGCCUGGGCUGGGGCGGCCGCGGCGCCGCCGUCUGCGCCUACGUGCGCAUGAUCUUCCUGGCUCUCUACGUGCUGUUCCUGGGCGAUGAGGAGUUCGACGUGGUCGUGUGCGACCAGGUGUCUGCCUGCAUCCCCGUGUUCAAGCUGGCCAGACGGCGUAAGAAGAUCUUGUUUUACUGUCACUUCCCAGAUCUGCUUCUCACCAGGAGAGACUCUUUUAUUAAACGCCUGUACAGGGCCCCGAUUGACUGGGUAGAGGAGUAUACCACGGGCAUGGCGGACUGCAUCUUGGUCAACAGCCGAUUCACAGCUGCCAUUUUCAAGGAAACGUUCAAGUCCCUGUCUCACAUAGACCCUGCCGUCCUCUACCCAUCUCUGAAUGUCGUCAGCUUUGAUUCUGCUAUUCCUGAAAAGCUUGAUGACAUCGUCCCCCAGGGGAAAAAAUUCAUAUUCCUCUCUAUCAACAGAUAUGAAAGGAAGAAAAAUCUGACUUUGGCCCUAGAAGCCCUUGUAAAGCUGCGUGGAAGACUGACGUCCCAAGAUUGGGACAGAGUUCAUCUGAUCAUUGCCGGUGGUUAUGAUGAGAGAGUCCCGGAGAAUGUACAGCACUACCAGGAAUUGAAGAAAAUGGCCCAGCAGUCUGACCUGGGUCAGUGUGUGACCUUCCUACGGUCUUGCUCCGACGAACAGAAAAUCUCACUCCUCCGAGGCUGCACGUGUGUGCUUUACACACCGAGCAAUGAGCACUUUGGCAUCGUUCCCUUGGAGGCCAUGUACAUGCAGUGCCCAGUCAUCGCUGUUAAUUCAGGCGGGCCCUUGGAGUCCAUCGUCCACAGUGUCACAGGAUUUCUGUGUGACCCUGACCCAGAGCACUUCUCAGAAGCAAUAGAAAAGUUCAUCCAUGAACCUUCCUUAAAAGCCACAAUGGGACUAGCUGGGAGAAACAGGGUGAAAGAGAAGUUUUCCCCUGAAGCAUUUACCGAACAGCUUUACCAAUAUGUCACCAAACUGCUGGUAUAAUCGUAUUUUUUUUUUAAGUCUUUAUGCUGUAUUCAUUAAUAUCACAUUUGUAGAUGAUACACCCAGUUUUGAAACCAAAGAAAAAAACCUAGUGUCUAGUACAGAAGAAAAGUUUUUUAAAUAUACUUGAAUCUGAGUCACUUUCCUCUACCCCAUACCUCCCAGACUACUUUUUCAGAAAAACAAUAUCUUUUAUGCUAUAAUAAUUCUGAGUAUUACCAAUAGUGAUUAAGAUAUAAAUGUGGUACAGUUCCAUGUUCAGCAGAAUAUUUUAAUUAUAUGUUCUCUAGAUUAUUGUUAGUCUACUUACAAACUUUGAGUCAUACUGUGCCUUAUUUGGUUUUAAUACUUAAAGUGUAUCAUCAAGGUUGAUUAAUUUGGCUUCAUGAGAAGACAAUUACUGUAGUUCCUAGAAUCAGUCCCCCUCAGUGUUCAGUGACCUCUGUGAGGAAAUUUUUGUUAGUCAUACCUUUGCCUGGAUCCAUAGCCAAGAAUGCGCUGUGUUUUUUGUCUUUUUACGAAGAUGAUUUGUGUUUUGCACACAGAUACGAUAAUAAAAGAUAUUUAUCAUAGGAAGAGAAAAAAAUACUAGAUUUCAGCCUCUGUGAUCUAUUAUGUUGUAUUAGGAAUGUAGACAGCCAAGCCUUAAGUCAGAAACUAGAGUAACUGGAUACUGGAAUGAAUGGCUCUUGUCACGCAUGUGGUAUAUAUUUUGUUUAGGGCAGUGCAGCAGACCUGGGUUUGAUCCCUGGGUCAGGAAGAUCCCCUGGAGAAGGAAAUGGCAAACCACUCCAGUAUCCUGGCCUGGAAUAUCCCAUGGACCGAGGCGCCUGGGGGCGCUGCAGUCCGUGGGGUCACAAAGAGUUGGGCACAACUGAGCGAGUAACAGACUUUUGUUUCCUGGUGUCAUCUGAGUCGUCAGCUUCAUUAAUAUUCGUGUUUUAUUAAGUAGGCACCUACUGAAUGUAAGGCAGUAGUGUUUUUUAUCCUUCAAGGCCUAACUCAGAUGCCACUGCUGGGAAGCUUUCCUUGACGCUCCACCCAACUCCUGAACUGGAAGCAGCCUUCCCCAUCCACCUUUUCUGACGCUCUCAUAGCACUCAGCAGUCUUAAAGCUGGCUAUUUACCCGCUGGUCUGAGUGCAUAGGGGGCUCCCAUGAUGGACGGCUCAGUGGCAGAGACUCUGCCUGCCCGUGCAGGUGAUGCAGCCUCAACCCCUGGGUCGGGAAGUUCCCCUGGAGGAGGAAAUGGCAACCCACUCCAGUAUUCCUGCCUGGGAAAUCCCAUGGACAGAGGAGCCCGUGGGCUACCGUCCAUGAGGUUGCAAGAGCCAGAUACCACACCACCACCUAAGUACAAAUAAACAUAAACAGUUUUCAGUGUAUCUUUAAAGCAAAAUUCAUUUUUAAAAAAUAAUAAAGAUCACCGGCCAAAGGCUCCACAUUAAUCAACUCUAAGAGCAAAGACCUGAGAGCCUAAGUAACCGAUGUGACUUUAGGCAAAUUGCUUGAUCUCUAGCUCAGCUUCUUCAUCUGUAAAUGGAGUAACUAUUGUACUUUCCUCACAGGGUUGUGAUGAGUUAUCAUAUAUAUGUAAAGUACUUAAAAUAGUAGUUGGCACACAGUAUGGGCUAUGUAAAUGCUAGCUAUUUUUGCACUUUGGGGAUAUCAAAAAUUGCUACAGAAGUUCCACCUGGGUUCUGCUGCACCACUGUACUGUUCUUUGAGGUUCUUCAGAGGAUGGAGUUUCAGGUUGUGAUUUGUCAUGUCUGUCUAUAUGCCAGAAGUGUUUUAAUGAAAUGACUGUACCAGCAAGAA
Dama dama (fallow deer) is the source of this 3148-nucleotide messenger RNA. RefSeq names its product ALG2 alpha-1,3/1,6-mannosyltransferase (gene ALG2). The record is from RefSeq and is a predicted model, not a curated record. Lineage: Eukaryota; Metazoa; Chordata; Mammalia; Artiodactyla; Cervidae. Gene Ontology annotation, molecular function: alpha-1,3-mannosyltransferase activity; GDP-Man:Man(1)GlcNAc(2)-PP-Dol alpha-1,3-mannosyltransferase activity. The coding region runs from base 81 to 1331 and encodes 416 amino acids. The transcript is spliced from 2 exons.